This is a messenger RNA of Lepus europaeus (European hare), 1381 nucleotides long. It is a transcript of the gene SLC39A5, whose product is annotated as solute carrier family 39 member 5. Gene Ontology annotation, biological process: BMP signaling pathway; zinc ion import across plasma membrane; intracellular zinc ion homeostasis. Gene Ontology annotation, molecular function: zinc ion transmembrane transporter activity. The record is from RefSeq and is a predicted model, not a curated record. Gene Ontology annotation, cellular component: membrane. The coding region runs from base 143 to 1132 and encodes 329 amino acids. The transcript has 6 exons. NCBI's taxonomy places the organism in Eukaryota, Metazoa, Chordata, Mammalia, Lagomorpha, Leporidae.
CGCCCGCCCUGCCUGCACUGGAAGGCUGGGUCCCCCUUGCUCUGGGCGUGCCUGCUGCCUCCCACUGCCAGGGCACAGUCCUCAGGAUGUUCCGGGGGGAAUAGACGCUGGAACCGGAGCCUGCAGCCCAUCCCCCUCAGUGAUGGGGCCCCCUGGGAGUCACCUGCUGGCUGCUCUGUGUGUGGGGGUGGUCUCAGGCUGGGUAGGGGGCUCAGUCCCCAACCUGGGCCCUGCGGAGCAGGAGCAGAACCAUUACCUCACCCAGCUGUUUGGCCUCUAUGGAGAGAAUGGGACGCUGACCGCAGGGGGCCUAGGACGCCUUCUCCACAGCCUGGGGCUAGGCCGAGUUCAGGGGCUUCGCCUGGGACACCAUGGGCCUCCCAGUCGGGCGGCACCCCCAGCUGGAGACAAUUCCACACACAGGCCACAGGAGCCUGAGCUGAGUGUGGAUGUCUGGGCAGGGAUGCCCCUGGGUCCCUCAGGGUGGGGUGACCCGAAGGAGUCCAAGGACCCCCACCUGACCCCAGGAGCAGCCCCCUCGGGCCUGGACCUCUUUCACAGGCUUCUGAUGCUGGACCACUCGCUGGCUGACCAUCUGAACGAGGAUUGUCUGAAUGGCUCCCAGCUGCUGGUCAAUUUUGGCCUGAGCCCAGCUGCUCCUCUGACUCCUCAUCAGUUUGCUCUGCUGUGCCCAGCUCUGCUUUAUCAGAUCGACAGCCGCGUCUGCACCCAAGCCCCGGCCCCAACACCCUCGGCGGAUCUACUAUCCGCCCUGCUUCACAGUGGCCUGGCAGUCCUGCUGCUCAGCCUCCCUGCUCCCCUCUCCCUACUGCUGCUGCGGCUCCUGGGACCUCGUCUGUUGCGGCCCCUGCUCGGCUUCCUGGGGGCCCUGGCCGUGGGCACUCUUUGUGGGGAUGCACUGCUACACCUGCUGCCACACGCACAAGGAGGGUGGCACACAGGAGCCGGCGGGCGCCCAGAGGAGGACCUGGGUCCAGGGCUGUCAGUGCUGGGAGGCCUGCUCCUGCUCUUCGUGCUGGAGAACAUGCUAGGGAUUUUGCGGCACCGAGGACUCAAGACAGUGAGUGACACCCUUUUCUCCUCUUCCUGCAGAGACCAGAGUCCUAGCUAAGAACUGACCAAACAAGCCAGGAGGCGAGGGGCAGUGUGUGCUCCUAGCUCUCUGAUAUGUGUGUGACUGUGCAGCAGCCAACAGGGUGGGUAGGGGCUCCUUUGUAUAGAGUCAGGACUUCUGGCCAAAUGGCCUCCUCUCCCAAGUUCAAGUCAACAAGACACAGGCAGAUGCCAACCUGAGAAGAGGGCAGAGGUCGAAGAACAUCCCCAGGGGCCAGAGGUGGGACAACCAGGUGUUCGUUCUCCC